Gigantopelta aegis is the source of this 1600-nucleotide messenger RNA. RefSeq lists its product as uncharacterized. The coding region runs from base 98 to 1099 and encodes 333 amino acids. The record is from RefSeq and is a predicted model, not a curated record. The transcript has 3 exons. NCBI's taxonomy places the organism in Eukaryota, Metazoa, Mollusca, Gastropoda, Neomphalida, Peltospiridae.
UAUAAAAAGAAACGAGGAAGUCUUAAGCCCCAGAAGUAAAGGUGUGGGUAUAUCGACUCACACUCACACACUGACUCACACCUUGUAGCCUGUCGACAUGAAGCCGCCAUCAGUUCUGUUUGUGUGUGUGUUGGUCGUCUGUCGUCUGGAGACGACCCGACCCCACGGCAUGCUGCUGGUCCCGCCACAGAGGUCGUCCAUGUUCAGAGAGGGCUUCGAUGUCCCCGCCAACUACGACGACAAUGGACUGAACUGUGGAGGAAUUACGAACCAGUUCAACGUGAACGGCGGGAAAUGCGGCGUGUGUGGCGACCCCUACCAAGGACCAUUUCCCAACGAAAUUGGUGGUAAAUACGCGACCGGAAUAAUUGGCCGGACCUACGUAGAAGGAGAAUUAAUUAGUGUGGUCGUCAAAGUGACGGCCAAUCAUCUGGGGUAUUUUGAAUUUCGUCUUUGCCCUCUCGACAGCAGAACGCCCAGAGUUACCCAGUCGUGUCUAGACCACACCUUGCUGAAAAUACAGGAUGGCCACGACUGGACAACAAAGUACUAUCCCGGAAGCAGGAAAGGAGAGUUCUCCAUCCGAGUUAAGCUGCCAGAUGGGUUGACGUGUACACGGUGCGUCAUGCAGUGGACCUACAGAGCAGGAAACAACUGGGACUGCAGCAAGGAGGAAGGUUGUUGCAAGGGAUGCGGGCCACAAGAACAUUUCAUCAACUGUGCAGAUAUUGCGAUAACUUCAACUUCAGCUACACAGCAACGGCCGCUAAACACAACGCAGCAUACAACAACACCGCCGCCACCAUCAUCAUCAGUUUCGACAACAUCUGUUGCGACGUCAUCAACAAUGUCGCAAGCGACACCAACGUCGAGCUGUAGAGAGAAGACCGGUUGGGAACACAUCUACCCUUGGUGCAGGACAAACUGCGCCUUGGGGUAUUGUCCACGAAGUCACUGCACGUGCGACGGAGACGUCUCGGACCCAUACGACAACUGCCGCGCUGUUGGCGUCUUCACCGGGAACGAGGCUGUCGACAACUGGUGUGUGGUUAACUGUAGAAUGGGCGUUUGUCCUGGAACCCUCUGUAGUUGUUCUUGACCUUCAAGGCUGUGAGCGAGUUGUGUGUAGUUAACUGUAGAAUCAAUGUUUGUGCUGAUAACUACUGCAAAAGUCUCUGAUCUGCAACAAGACACUAAGCGAGUUGUGUGUAGUUAUCUGUAGAAUUAACGUUUGUGCUCAUAACCAUUGCAAAUGUCCUUGACCUUCAACUAUAAACUGUGAGUGAGUUGUGUGUAGUUAACUGUAGAAUUAACGUUUGUCCUGACACUUACUGCAGAUGUCCUUGACACUUAAUUACAGCUAUGCUUGACAUGCAGCUUCCAAUAUUUUCAAGUAGAGCAUAUGUUAAAACUAAAAUAAAUUAACAAAGAAUUGUCCGUUGUAAUAACAUGCAGUAAAUGGUAAAUGAUCGUAACACUAGGCUUAACAUGAAACUCGACAGAAAUGUAGGGUCAUUAUUAUGCAUAGUACGCCCUAAUUAUAUUAGCUGAUUAACAACAAACAAACAUUCGCAAUACUGUUAAUAAAGACAAAGAAGAA